Molecule: messenger RNA, 1000 nt
Organism: Abrus precatorius (Indian licorice)
Lineage: Eukaryota; Viridiplantae; Streptophyta; Magnoliopsida; Fabales; Fabaceae
Product: gamma-interferon-responsive lysosomal thiol protein
Exons: 5
Coding region: 51-845 (264 amino acids)
Molecular function (GO): oxidoreductase activity, acting on a sulfur group of donors, disulfide as acceptor
Source: RefSeq, a predicted model, not a curated record
GUAACCAAAGUGUGAUUCUUGUCUUGCAUUUCCGAGGCACAAAGAAGAAAAUGGUUACCUUUCUUCAUUCUUUUUCUCCUCGCCCAUUCUUCUUCUGUUGCUUCCUCCUCCUACCACUUUUGCUCUUGCUUUUGCUCUUGGUACCACCUUCUACUUCUUCUUCUCCUUCAGGUUCUCCAAAUGACAAGGUAACCAUGUCAGUCUACUACGAAAGUUUAUGUCCCUAUUGUGCUGAUUUCAUAGUGAACCAUCUUGUGAGGCUCUUCCAAACGGGUCUUAUCUCUAUUGUGAACCUAAGAAUGGUUCCUUGGGGCAACGCUUGGAUUGCACCUGAUGGCACUCUUGUUUGUCAGCAUGGAGAAGAUGAAUGCUUUCUAAACACGAUCGAGGCGUGCGCUAUAACAAUCUAUCCUGACGUGGUACAACAUUUCAGAUUUGUACGCUGCUUGGAGCGUCUCACCUUAGAGAAUAGACAUAGUGCAUGGGUUAACUGCUUCCAAAUGACUGGGUUGGCCAAAUCGCCUAUUGACUGCUACACGAGUGGCAUUGGCAAAGCUAUUGAACAAAAACAUGCUAAGGAAACUGCUCAGCUUAAUCCUUCCCAUAGAUUUGUUCCAUGGGUGGUUGUCAACAACCAAGCACUCCAAGAGGACUACCAAAAUUUUGUGACUUACGUUUGUAGGGCUUACAAAGGCAAUGUGAAACCAGAUGCUUGUAGGUCAUUUGCACCAAAACCCUAUGACCCAAAUGAAAAAACCAAUUCCUUUCAACCGGUUUGCUAUGCAGAUAAAGCAAGAAAUCUGACCUUACCAUUGGUCACCAGAUUAAGGAGUAAAUCCCCAUGAAAAUGAAGUUGGAAUAUAUUUUUAGUGUGAUUCAUGUACCUGUAUUAAAGCUUUCACUUUGGAAGCAAGACUUAAGCUCGUGACUAAAUAAUAGGUUGAUUCCAUGACAUGCCAAGUACUACGGAAGUGUAAAUUAUCGUAACAUGUAGAAUUAA